Messenger RNA from Phialemonium atrogriseum, 2292 nucleotides. RefSeq lists its product as uncharacterized. The record is from RefSeq and is a predicted model, not a curated record. The transcript is spliced from 2 exons. The coding region runs from base 99 to 2198 and encodes 699 amino acids. Lineage: Eukaryota; Fungi; Ascomycota; Sordariomycetes; Cephalothecales; Cephalothecaceae.
CUAAUUGAGUUGCUGACUGAACGCGUCGGAUUGUGCAACGAGGAACUGAAUUGCCGACGACAGAAGGAGCCGAUCCAAAACAGUUGAUAUCCGCUAGGAUGGCUCCCAGAAGGGAGAUACUGGAUUCUGAGGAUGAUGACGACGACGGCAACUUCAGCCCUGUGAAGAGCCCCGUCAGCCACUGUCUGCCAGGCGAGAUCACGCUCACAGUGGAUGGCGCACCCAACACGGAAAACACCAGAGAGACCAGGUCAACGGAUCCGUCUUUCUUCCAGAGCGUGUAUGACGAACAGCAGACUGCGGCAGAUGGCAGGAUGGCUGCGCCAGAAAGGCAGAACAUCAUCAAUGACGCCACCAGCCUGGGCAUGUCUCCCCCUUCCACGGCUAGGUUACGCCAUCAAGCUGGGGAGCGUAAUUCUUCCUCGCUCACAUCAAUCACUGAUCCACUUCAUCGUCGAUCGAAGGGGAGCGGAAGGAAAGACGUAAUUGAUCUUACGCAGGUCACCACUCCUGGAAGACCGAGAUUAAGUGAUCAUACUGACUUAUGGGAUAUUCCCAGCAGUCCUGCCGCGCAAGCGACAGGAAAUGCGGGUAUGCAACCUUCUCAUGCUCUGAGAACGUACGGGAAAAGAAAACGAGGGCAAGGCUCCAGCCCUCACGAACGCGAGGUAUUGGGCCGUCCUGUGCCGUCAGUGGCCGAGACUCUCCCCGAUGGUUCCCCUAGGGUGGCUAAGAAACGGGGAAAGCGAGACCAACAGACCACACUCUCUCGGCCAAGCCAAGAAGUCGAACUUGUGCUGGUUCCGGGGACCGAGGAGAAUCCCCAGGAGGAGGAUCCAAGUUGCGGCAACCCUGAUGGCAUCUCGAGCACCUUUGUGAAAGACACGCUGGAUACUUCAGGAGCAGCCUCGCUAUACGUUGCCCCAAGCGUUCUGACGGCCAGUCAAAAGCGGCAAUAUGAAUUCGUCAGCCUCUCAUCCGAGGGCGAUAAGGACGAUAUGGACAUGUCUUUGCUAAGGGGCCUGCAGAGGCCGGAAGCUGCACACGCAUCAAGUGGAACAACGACAAUCGCAUAUACUACGCCAAGUCGAUAUACUUCGUCUGGACACAGAAAUUCGACUCUUGAAGACGUCGCUGGACCUCCAUCAACUGGUCAACGGAGGGGAAGCAGAGCAGUUAUUGAGGACCCGCCCUCUUCGCCAGAUAUCAUCUCCCAGCCAUCCACCAUGGCCUCCCGAAAGAGAAAGCGGGGUGCCGCUCGGGCAGAUGACUAUGCUUCAUCGGAACCUAGUGCUCCCAGGGAACCAUUGAUUUUGACCCAGAGGUCUUCCAGGCGCACUGGCAGGUUUGGGUCUAUGCAAGACGAAGUACCCUUGAAUCUAGGGUCACAAGGUUACGAACAGGAACGAGAUGCGGCGAUGCCAAAUUCGCCGAGGAGAAGCCGGGCCAGAGCGCCCAUCGAGACCAAUUCGAUGAAUGAAGGGCGACCUUCAUCCGCUGCUGCUGAGACUGGUCACGGCGGAGGCUCGACAGCGGAGGCUGGGGUGAUAGUUGAUAGGGAUGAUAUCGAGCCGAACCUGUCCACACACCCGAACCAAGCUGCCGAGGAGCCUUCGGCAAUUACUCACGAUGAGCCCAAGCCGAAAAAGAGGGGUCGGAAGAAGAAGGAGGUAACCGCCCAAGAACCGGCCGAGGCACAAGGGGCCGGAGUUGGCUCAAACGCAAACUCGACCGAAGACCCAGUACCACCAGCUGAUGGUGGAGAUGGGAUAAGCAAGGUGAAGAGAAAACGAGGACGGCCGCGGAAAUCGGAGACAACCAAGCCUCCAGACCAUCAGGUCCAGUCUGUCAAUGAAUCAGAAGGGCCUCACGAACAGCAAGACACACCUGCCGGCAACAGCACGGAGGUUGAGGUUGCUGCUGCGGCUGGUGUCAAUACCACACGUGACGAGCCCUCUGUUCAGGAUCAACCCUUGAAGGAGAUGGAUCGGAACUUAUGCGGAGCUUCAGAGCAACGGGACGCUGGGCCAGCUGUGGGCAGCGAGGUAAUUUCAUUGGCGAAGGCGAGCCAGGCAGCUGAGAAGCGCGCGGAGCAGAGGGCUGGGAAAGGGGACGGACAGACCGGGAAAGUGCAGUAUCGAGUGGGCCUUAGCAAGAGAUCGCGGAUUGCGCCGUUGCUCAAGUCCUUGCGCAAAUGAACCAAAUCCCGACUUUUAUCUGACGGCCAUUGCCGGUCCUUGGGAAGGAAACCUGUUGCACUGUGGAUGCGCGAUAUCCACCACCGGGCGCAUC